UUACCAAAGAACUUUUUUUUGUGUGUAGUUAGCGAAGGUGGUAACAUUACAGUAUAUAUAAAGUUGUGUCCAUGGAAUUGGAUGCGUGUAAUUAUUGAGACGUGCCAGAAUUUUCUAGCAGCCUGUAUACCAUCUGAGGUCUUAAAUUCUACGAGUCCCUACAUCAUUAAGUACAGGUGGUUUACCCCCUCGCUUCCCGCCAACUCUCAGCCUGGCCAGACAAGUGUGCCUGUUGACUGAGGCAAGCAUGGCAUUUAAAACCAGGGAUAUAUGUUGCAUUUCGGUCAAACACACACAACACGGCACAGGCUCAUGGACUCUGGACUCAACAUGAUGCCCUUGCUCACUGGGGUGGCGAUACUCUUCGUCGUUCAUACCAGUGCAAGUUCUCCGCCUCAGACUCAAUCGAGCAGUACCACCCGGCCAACGCCUAUCAUUGAUGACCAGGCUGUCGCAAACGUGACGGUGACACCGACACCUAUUAUUGAGGAUCAGGCGAAUAUAAAGGAUCACACAAGCAUCAUGGACAGCACGCAUGAAGAGCGAGAGAAAAGCCGGGAAGAUCAUUUGAAAUUGACUCGCAACUUCCUGGAAACCAACCCGGAGAGAGUAGAGGAUCACGAAGGGGACAUGCUGCUGACGCCGGAGCAGUGGCAAGCCAUCACGGGGCGGAAGGCGACUGGUAAUGUGUUCAGAAGAUGGCCAAAGAAUGCAGUUACAGGCCUCGUUAACGUCCCCUUUUUAUUCGCUGACAAUGGUAGGUAAUUUACUAUAUAAAACAAAUGUCACACGCCCUCUAUGAUACAUCACAUCCUAAUAACAAAGUAAAAUUCUAUACGUAACGUAAUCAACAGAGGUGGAUCGAAGGGCGGUGUUCGCGGCAAUCAAUCACUGGGAGACGCACACCUGCAUACGAUUUCAUCUAACAGACAACACUGCGCAGCCACACCUCCGCUUCAUGAAAGGGCAAGGGUGUUACUCUUACGUGGGUCUCGUCUUUCAAACCGGCCAAGAUGUGUCAAUAGGAGAAGGAUGUACUAGGCUUGGCAUUGUGGUGCAUGAAAUUGGCCACGCGUUGGGAUUUUAUCACGAGCAGAGCCGCCCAGAGCGAGAUGAUCACGUGUACAUCAACACCGACAACAUUCUGGGAAACUAUCGCUCUAACUUCGACAUCGUACAUGCCAUUGAAAACUACAGCGUAGCUUACGAUUUGAGCUCUGUGAUGCACUACAGAUCGAAGGCUUUCUCAGCUAAAGGGAAUACGACCAUAGCCACCAAAAACCUGCGGUAUCAAAGUGUUCCCGGGCAGCGGGACGGGUUGAGUCACAGGGAUAUUCUCCUCGCCAACAUGAUCUAUGGCUGUACUGAUACGUGGCUGAAAAACUGUAAUCGUUCCUCCGAAAUUUGCCAGAACGAAGGCUUUACGGGAAGGGACUGCAAGUGUGUGUGUCGCUCGGGAACCUCCAGCCCAAACUGCGCCAAAGUUACGUUCGACUACUAUAAUAACCUUCUGCAGGAAUACACAGAGGUCGUCACGAAUGGAACAGUCAUUACGUCGCCAAAUUAUCCAAGCGAGUAUGAGAGAGGUCUUAAACGCAUUACCAAUAUCAUCGCCCCGAAAUGCUUCCGGCCAAAGAUCACCUUCAGCUACUUCCGCUUGUAUCCCAGACGCCCCUACUGCGGCGGGUACUCCUGCUGUUAUUUCGACUCCCUUGAGAUUCGCACUGAAGCCCCUUAUAGUCAAGGCGCCGUGUAAGCAAUCUUACAUUUUUUACCGGUAAACUCUUGAACUCUUUGCCUCCUGCAUUUCCUCCUGCCUUUAACUUGACCUGCUUCAAGAGAGAGGCUCCAAGACACUCCUCAAAUUUUGGACAAGCUCUUUUGACUGCACUCUUUUAGAGUCGCCAACUUCAGUGGAUCUUUUUUUAUCAGCCUUUUAUGUUGUCCUUGGCUUGAUCUUCUCUUGCAUUAAAAAAAAUAAAUAAAAAAUAAUGAUAAAAAAUGUGCCAAAAGAAAUACGAAAUUAACAUCCACAUGGAAGAAAGUAGUGAACGACGGUCACUCUUCAAUAGUAAAUAUAAAUUGAGGUUCUCUUCCUUCUCCACAGCUAUUGUGAUCAAGACAUCACCGCUGGACAGUCUUUUUCUGCCACGGGAAGACAGCUGCUUCUGUAUUUCGAGACCAUGAGCAGCUAUUAUCGCGGAUGGGCGGCCAAUGUCACCUUCA
Messenger RNA from Scylla paramamosain (green mud crab), 2226 nucleotides. Its product is annotated as blastula protease 10-like. The transcript has 10 exons. NCBI's taxonomy places the organism in Eukaryota, Metazoa, Arthropoda, Malacostraca, Decapoda, Portunidae. The record is from RefSeq and is a predicted model, not a curated record. Gene Ontology annotation, biological process: proteolysis. The coding region runs from base 959 to 1756 and encodes 265 amino acids. Gene Ontology annotation, molecular function: zinc ion binding; metalloendopeptidase activity.